GGUUUCAGUUAGUUUCAGUUCGAUUUUUUUAAACAGCAGGCGCGAGGCAGGUUUCUCGCAAUUUUUGGAAAACCGAUUCAGUUUUAGUUAGUUUGUAACCGUCGAUCUCAACGUUUGUGCCCCAUUUUCCUUUGGUAUUAAUAAUUCAAUCAAAAUGGUUAUCUGCUUCACCUGCAAUAAAAGAAUCGAAGGACAGGUUUUGACAGCUUUAGAUAAAACCUACCACCCCGAACAUUUCGUUUGCGAGAAAUGUAAAAAACCAAUUUGCGACAAUAAAUUUCGAACGCACGAUGGGCGAGCUUACUGUGAAGACGACUACAAUCGGUUAUUUGUGGCUCAUUGCAGCGGAUGUGGAGAAACGAUCAAUGGGAAAUUCAUUUCCGCUUUGGGAAGAGAUUGGCAUGAGGAACACUUUUUGUGUAACUGGUGCAAAACGAAAUUGAUCGGACAAACUUUCAUGGAGCACUCCGGCCAGCCGAUUUGCCAAAAGUGCUUCAAAGACAACGUCGCCAACAAGUGUAAGAAGUGUGGACAGGGCAUUACAGAGCGUACAAUAAUCGCCCUCGAUGCUAAUUGGCACCCAGAGUGUUUCGUGUGCAAACAAUGUAGGAACCCAAUCACCGAGAAAUCAUUCCAAGUUGUCGAUGGUCUCCCAAAGUGCGGGAAGUGUACCUAAAAAAUUUUAACUGUCUUCGCAUCGCUAACACUAAAUAAUAAACACAAAAGAAUAAUAGAAACACACCAAACCUACAAAAAAAAGAAUUAAAAUGAAAAAAAAUACUAAUAAUUAAAUUUGUAGGGAGCUUUCAUUGUUGUUGUUAAUGUUAUUGUUGCCUAAAAGUGAUUUUUUUUUAAGAAAAAAAAUCUAAACAAUGUAGUUAAAAUUAUUUUACCACCUAAAAGCUUCGAUUUAUUUCUAUAAUCCUUUUCAUAAAAAUAAAUGGAAAGAUAAAAACUAA
Onthophagus taurus is the source of this 959-nucleotide messenger RNA. RefSeq names its product paxillin. The record is from RefSeq and is a predicted model, not a curated record. Gene Ontology annotation, cellular component: filamentous actin; adherens junction; Z disc. Gene Ontology annotation, molecular function: actin binding; muscle alpha-actinin binding. NCBI's taxonomy places the organism in Eukaryota, Metazoa, Arthropoda, Insecta, Coleoptera, Scarabaeidae. Gene Ontology annotation, biological process: muscle structure development; actin cytoskeleton organization.